Molecule: messenger RNA, 1108 nt
Organism: Paramacrobiotus metropolitanus
Lineage: Eukaryota; Metazoa; Tardigrada; Eutardigrada; Parachela; Macrobiotidae
Exons: 3
Coding region: 135-923 (262 amino acids)
Molecular function (GO): DNA binding
Source: RefSeq, a predicted model, not a curated record
CUGUACUGGCUGGUGGCAGUGCUGCGGGAAAUAUUUUACGUCCUCUUAUUUUAUUCGAUGGAAAAAUGCACAUGGCAUCGCGAUAUCUCGGGACGAAAGACCGAUGUUGGUUGUGAAUAAAUCGCUCGGGGGUGAUGGAUACUGACAUUUUUCUGGAAUAUUUUGAAAAAGAGGUCCUUCCUGCAAUGAUUGCUCCAAAGAAUCUGCUGAUGGUGGACGGCCAUAAUUCGCAUGUGUACAAUGAGGAGUUUUUGCUGCGUUGCGUCAAAUCGGAGAAGAAUAUUCGGGUCGUAAUAUUUCCAGCCGGCCAAACUAGCAAGACCCAGCCGCUCGAUUCAAAGGUAUUUGGACCGGUUAAGCGUUGCUGGAAAAAUGUUCUACGCGAGAGGAAUUUAAACACCAGUGCGAACGAGAUUACGCAGCAGAAUUUUGCCACCGAACUCAUGGAAAAUUGGGAGAAAUUUAACAUGUCAACUAAUAUUAAGUCCGAUUUUCGUGAAGCAGGCAUUUUCCCCUACGAUCCCGCCGUUGUUUGCAAAGAUUUCCUUGGAUUUGUUACUUCGGUAGAGCCGGUUCCCACGAUAAAGCCAAGUGAAAUAUACGCUAGAGAGUUUGAGUCAAUCCGCGCCGGUUACCGCAGGAUUCAUCUUUUUUCCGACUGGCAAAUCGACCAGAUUAUUGAAAAAUCAAAGCAAGUUUCGGACGGUGUCAUUCCGACGGUGUCGCCGAAACGCGCCGCAGUGGAGUUCAAAGACAAACUUUGUGGCGGACGAGCGGUCAAACGACGAUAUGAGAAAGACUCGAGAUUGUGUACUGUCAAAGGCGCUAUUGCAACAGAAUCAGCUUUCCUGGACGCUUUGGAAGAAAGAAGCGAGAAGAGACGUCGCCCGGUUAAAUGCACUAAGAACCCAAUGAAAAAAUAAUGUGAUAAUAUGCUAGGAAAGUGCACUCGCUUUUUGCGGGCACUGCAUGACCGAAUCGUAGUAUGUCUAUGCGUCUAAACUGGAAUAGUUUGGGCAGAACCUCUAAUGGUAAAGCAGCUAAUUUCAAUACAACAGCACUUACAGAUUGCCUAUGUAAUCGGGUAAGCCAUCUAUGUAACACAAAA